Periophthalmus magnuspinnatus is the source of this 3983-nucleotide messenger RNA. It is a transcript of the gene nf2a, whose product is annotated as NF2, moesin-ezrin-radixin like (MERLIN) tumor suppressor a. Gene Ontology annotation, biological process: positive regulation of protein localization to early endosome; regulation of cell shape; regulation of organelle assembly. Gene Ontology annotation, cellular component: plasma membrane; filopodium; adherens junction. Gene Ontology annotation, molecular function: cell adhesion molecule binding; actin binding. Bases 469 to 2244 code for a protein of 591 amino acids. The record is from RefSeq and is a predicted model, not a curated record. Lineage: Eukaryota; Metazoa; Chordata; Actinopteri; Gobiiformes; Gobiidae. The transcript has 16 exons.
CACAUUGUUGUUAGUCCUUGAAUAUAGCAUACGUUAGUUAGCUAAACCUGCUAGCAUAAGUUCAAAACAUGACUCAUAUUACUGUAAUAUCUUAGAAACAGGGCAGUUUAAAGAGCUUUGCGGUAUCGACCCAUUUGCGUUGUCUAUCUUAUCGCAUUUACUUUAUUUUUUGUUUAUUAGGUUGCUAAAUAACCCGUAGUAUUAGCAGUUAGCCAUAGCUUUGGCCUUAGCUUUAGCCUUAGCUUUAGUCAUAACAGUAACAGUGGCUGCCAUGGACACUGAAGUAAAUUAGGCGUAACUUUAAAGUUUCCUGUGAUUAUGCAAAGAUGUGAAAAAACGGGUUGUCUUAUAAUAAUAACUGGCCACGGUGGAUUUGAGAGAAUGAAGCUUUUAUAGUAAACAACAAGCUAAACUGUCAUUUCUACUGUUAGUGAAACUUCUGCUGGUCCAUACACGCAGUAAAACACUAUGGCCAGUGCUUUAGCAGCGAAAAUGGGAUUUAACUCUCUUUUGAGAAAACAGGCAAAAAACUUUAACGUUAGAAUCUGUACGAUGGAGUCAGACCUGGAGUUCAGCUGUGAGGUCAAAUUGAAAGGAAAGGAGCUUUUCGACCUUGUGUGCCGCGCUCUGGGCCUGAGGGAAACAUGGUUCUUUGGGCUUCAGUACAACGUCAAAGACACCGUGGCCUGGCUGAAGAUGGAAAAACGAGUUCUGGAUCAGGAGAUACCAAGGGAGGAGCCGAUCACUUUCCAGUUUUUAGCCAAAUUUUACCCUGAAAAUGCAGAGGAGGAGCUGGUGCAAGACAUCACACAGCAUCUCUUCUUUUUACAAGUGAAAAAGAAAAUACUUGAAGAGGAAAUCCACUGCCCCCCUGAGGCUUCGGUCCUGUUGGCUUCUUAUGCCGUCCACGCAAAGUAUGGAGACUACGACCCGAGCAUUCACAAACCUGGCUUCCUGGCUGAGGAGGAGCUGCUGCCAAAGAGGGUAAUUAACUUGUACCAGAUGACUCCAGAAAUGUGGGAGGAGAGGAUCACGGCGUGUUACGCACAGCACCGAGGCAGGACGAGGGAUGAAGCCGAGAUGGAGUAUUUAAAAAUAGCUCAGGACCUGGACAUGUAUGGCGUCAAUUACUUUUUAAUCAGGAAUAAAAAGGGAACUGAACUCCUCCUGGGAGUGGACGCCCUUGGCCUCCACAUCUACGACUUAGACAACAAACUGACUCCUAAGUGCUCCUUCCCCUGGAAUGAGAUCCGCAACAUCUCCUACAGCGACAAGGAGUUCACGAUCAAGCCUCUGGACAAGAAGGCUAAUGUUUUUAAGUUCAACUCAUCACGGUUAAGGGUCAACAAACUGAUCCUUCAGUUGUGUAUCGGAAACCACGAUUUGUUCAUGCGGAGAAGACGUGUGGACUCUUUCGAGGUCCAGCAGAUGAAAGCCCAAGCGAGAGAGGAGCGAGCCAGAAAACAGGUGGAGAGGCAGCGUUUACAGCGGGAGAAGCAGAUGAGAGAGGAGGCGGAGAGGGCCAGAGACGAGCUGGAGAGGAGGCUGCUGCAGCUACAGGACGAGGCGCAAAUGGCCAAUGAAGCACUGCUGCGUUCCGAGCAGACUGCAGACCUGCUGGCUGAAAAGGCUCAGAUCGCAGAGGAGGAGGCCAAGCUGCUGGCGGAGAAAGCCGCUGAGGCCGAGACAGAGAUGCAGAGAAUCAAAGUGAGCGCCAUCCGUGGCCGAGAGGAGCGGCGCCUCAUCGAGCAGAAGAUGAUCCAGGCCGAAAUGCUGGCGCUGCAGAUGGCUGAGGAGUCUGAGAGACGGGCCAAAGAGGCGGAGCAGUUGAAGCAGGACCUGCAGGCGGCGCGUGAGUCCGAGCGCAGAGCCAAACACAAGCUCCUGGAGAUCAUGAGUAAAGACGUCUACAUGCCCCAUGGAUUGUCAGCGGACCGCAUGCCCCCGGACCUGGACUACAGCAGAGAGAACCUCAGCUUUGAGUUUAAAGACACGGACAUGAAACGCCUCUCCAUGGAGAUCGAGAAGGAGAAAGUGGAGUACAUGGAGAAGAGUAAACACUUGCAGGAGCAGUUGAACGAGCUCAAGACGGAGAUUGAAAGUCUGAAGUUGAAAGAGCGAGAGACUCCUUUGGACAUCAUUCACAACCAGAACGCCGAGCAGGGCACCAGCAAACACAGCAACUUUAAAAAGUUAACCCUCCAGAGCACAAAGACCAGAGUGGCCUUCUUUGAGGAGCUAUGAACUCCCCCAGAACACGGCGCCUCUACAUUCCUGACGACGCCACGGGACACGAAACCACUACAAAAGUCACAUAAGUCUAUAAGUACAGGUGCACGGCGACGCUUUGUGCAGUACGAGUCUUAAUCCGUGAGUGUUUACAGUCUGUGCAGAUCUCGGCCUUAAACUGCGGAGAAUGACACAUAUAGUUUUAUAACGGGGUAACACUGUGGUGUAUAUAGUGAAUUAUAGAUUUAAACGUGCGUAUUAAGCUCGAGGGACGGGUUCAAAUGGUGUAAACUAAAAGUACUAAUGUUUUAUUUUUGCUAUGACUUUAUAAUGGGUUUGUUUGUUUUUACUUUGUAGAAAUAUUGGGUCAAGAAUUGUCCACUUUUAUGAUGGAUGGGUUUUAUUUUGGACAUCAGGCCAAAUUUAUUCUUUAAAAACUAAACUGUGAGAAAAAAGGCUUUGAUUUUUGGAUCUUUAUCUUGCUCACCAUGGAUUGGACCUGUGCCUUUUUUACACUGUCCAAUGGCCCCUGGAUCUGUUUUUCUCUUGGAAUCUGGCCCCAGUGCAGAUGUAUUAUAUAAAUUUAGGUCAAAAUGCGUGCUGUCUGCGUCUAACGAGAAAACAUUUUAUGAUCAGAUAUCCAGGAAGUGCACGUUGUUAAGAAUGCAUUAGGUUCUGUUAAAAAAAAAUCAGGUCUAGUGCCUUUAAACCGUAUUUUAAAACCUCAUUUACCACAGGCUUUGGAGAAAACUGUGUACAGUGGUCCCUCAAUUAAGUUAAGUGCUAAAAAUAACCUGCAAAAGGCAAAAUCCACAAAGUAUCGUCUUUAUUUUUUACAAUUAUUCUCUUUGUUUUUGUCUGUAAAACCCCUCACCACACACUUUAUACACUUUUCUCACACAGGCGUUAACAUUUUCUCACAUUUCUCUCUCGUUUAAACUCUCUCAAAGUUCAAACCUUCGUAGGCGUCUUUGUCGGUGCAGAACGUUUCAUCGACAUUGUGGGUUUUGUCGGGGAGAAACGUGAAACAGCGAGACCGUGAAAGGUGAACCGCGACAUGGCGAGGGACGACUGUAUUAGAACAAAACUGACGUGAUUCUGCCUUUUAAAGAUAACACGACUUUUCUGUAGUGACUUUAUCACAUUAAAGUGUUUUACAUGUAGAGUCUUUGUUCUAAACUUAUCAAAUAUCUUCUCUUCUUUAUACAUCACUUCCUUUUACCACUUCAGUCGAACGGUUUAUGGAGAAAAUUGAACGUUUAAACGCAGGACCUUUACGCCAUAUUGUGUUUAAAUAGCAAUUCAUCACCUUUAAUGGAGGUUGAUGGGCUGUGGUGAACUUAAUAAUUCAAUUUUGUGGAUAGGCUUUUUUCAUUGCGCUGCGGUGGUUAAAAGUUUAAAACAGUAUUGGACAGAAGUUUACAGCUCACAUGUGCAGACUCUGACAUGUUCCAAAUACGCCUUAAGUCUGAGGACGCCAUGUUCCGCCCUCAGAAGGAGAAGCAGAUUAAAAACCACGGGCAGAAACUGAUUCUCCACCGACACUGUGAAGUCUUUUUUCACAGGAUGUUUUUGUGAAGAGAACCACUUUUAUCCAAAACAUGAAUUUGCAUCUAUUUUGAAUUAAUUUGCUCCCUCUCCCUUUGAAAGUGCUUUAUUUGUGUGAUAUAAACAAAAAAUAUGUUUUCAGAAUUUAUACAGUUAUUAUGAAAAGUAAACCAGUAUUUAAAAUAAAAGUACAAUGUAUUAUGAUG